Messenger RNA from Globicephala melas (long-finned pilot whale), 7423 nucleotides. It is a transcript of the gene CHD2, whose product is annotated as chromodomain helicase DNA binding protein 2. The record is from RefSeq and is a predicted model, not a curated record. Gene Ontology annotation, biological process: regulation of transcription by RNA polymerase II; nucleosome organization. Gene Ontology annotation, molecular function: chromatin binding; DNA binding; ATP hydrolysis activity. Gene Ontology annotation, cellular component: chromatin; nucleus. NCBI's taxonomy places the organism in Eukaryota, Metazoa, Chordata, Mammalia, Artiodactyla, Delphinidae.
GGUGGGUCUAUGGUACAUCACCUGAGUUGUGGGGUAAAUGUAGAGAGUGUCAAUCAAAGGCAGAGCUCUCAGAGCUGGGAAGGAGGCUCUAGAUGGCGGCUGUGCCUUAGAGAGAGCGCGCUCUGCUCCCUGCCUUCGCCUCACUUUACGCAACUUUCCCUAACUUUCAGGCAGCCUCAGGGGGCCCCCGCAGCCCCCUGCCUGUCCUAGUGACUUACUGGGGUCGAUUCGAACCUUUUUUAGGGAGAAAAGCAGCUUUUGGGAGCUUUCUUUUCGUGCCUUGUUGGAAAGAAGCAGCCGUACUGAGAGCCCAGGUCGUUGUUUUUUCCAGCUUAGAAGCCAUGGCGCACCUCCAUUUUUGUGCGCUCUGCUAAUGAGGUUUUUUUUCUUCCGGACCCGUUUUAGGAUUAAUUGUUGCUGUAUUUUUUUGACCAGUUAACAUAUUUGAGGAUAAUUUUAUUUAUUUUUUGUUUUUUAACGGAGAAUUUUGUUUUUAUUUUUAAUUAUUUGGAUCUGAUAUUUUUCUACUACUAGAUAGGACUCUUGCUUUGGACCUACUACAUGGAUCAGUAAAUACCUGGGCACAGGACUUCAAAGCAAACACAGAUUCCCCCUCCCCCUUAAUAUUUAAGAAUUAAAAGAUGAUGAGAAAUAAGGACAAAAGCCAAGAGGAGGACAGUUCGCUACACAGCAAUGCAUCGAGUCAUUCAGCAUCUGAAGAAGCUUCGGGUUCAGACUCAGGCAGCCAGUCGGAGAGUGAGCAGGGCAGCGAUCCAGGAAGUGGACAUGGCAGCGAGUCAAACAGUAGUUCUGAAUCUUCGGAGAGUCAGUCAGAAUCUGAAAGUGAAUCGGGAGGUUCCAAAUCCCAGCCAGUUCUUCCAGAAGCCAAAGAGAAGCCAGCCUCUAAGAAGGAACGGAUAGCUGAUGUGAAGAAGAUGUGGGAAGAAUAUCCUGAUGUUUAUGGGGUUAGGCGGUCAAACCGAAGCAGACAAGAACCAUCACGAUUUAAUAUUAAGGAGGAGGCAAGUAGCGGGUCUGAGAGUGGGAGCCCAAAAAGAAGAGGCCAGAGGCAGCUGAAAAAACAAGAAAAAUGGAAACGGGAGCCCUCAGAAGAUGAACAGGAACAAGGCACCAGUGCAGAGAGCGAACCAGAGCAAAAAAAAGUGAAAGCCAGAAGACCUGUCCCCAGAAGAGCAAUGCCCAAACCUCGUGUUAAAAAGCAACCUAAGACGCAGCGUGGAAAGAGGAAAAAGCAAGAUUCUUCUGAUGAUGAGGAUGAAGAUGAUGAAGCUCCCAAAAGGCAGACUCGCCGCAGAGCGGCUAAAAAUGUUAGUUAUAAAGAAGACGAUGACUUUGAGACUGACUCAGAUGACCUCAUUGAAAUGACUGGAGAAGGAGCUGAUGAACAGCAGGAUAAUAGUGAAACUAUUGAAAAGGUCUUAGAUUCAAGGCUGGGAAAGAAAGGAGCCACUGGAGCUUCUACUACUGUAUAUGCAGUUGAAGCUAACGGAGACCCUAGUGGCGACUUUGACCCUGAAAAGGAUGAAGGCGAAGUCCAGUACCUCAUCAAGUGGAAGGGCUGGUCGUAUAUCCAUAGCACGUGGGAGAGUGAAGAGUCCUUACAGCAGCAGAAAGUGAAGGGCCUAAAAAAACUAGAGAACUUCAAGAAGAAAGAGGAUGAAAUCAAGCAAUGGUUAGGGAAAGUUUCUCCUGAAGAUGUGGAAUAUUUCAACUGCCAACAAGAGCUGGCCUCAGAGCUGAACAAACAGUAUCAGAUAGUAGAAAGAGUAAUAGCUGUGAAGACGAGCAAAUCUACACUGGGUCAAACAGACUUUCCAGCUCACAGUCGGAAGCCGGCACCUUCCAACGAACCUGAAUAUCUAUGCAAAUGGAUGGGACUGCCCUAUUCAGAGUGCAGCUGGGAAGAUGAAGCCUUGAUUGGAAAGAAAUUCCAGAGCUGCAUCGACAGCUUCCAUAGUCGGAACAACUCAAAAACCAUCCCAACAAGAGAAUGCAAGGCCCUGAAGCAGAGACCACGAUUUGUGGCUUUAAAGAAACAGCCGGCAUAUUUAGGAGGAGAGAAUCUGGAGCUCCGAGAUUAUCAGCUAGAAGGUCUCAACUGGCUUGCUCAUUCUUGGUGCAAAAGUAACAGUGUAAUCCUUGCUGAUGAAAUGGGCCUAGGAAAGACCAUCCAGACCAUAUCAUUCCUCUCCUACCUGUUCCACCAACACCAGCUGUAUGGCCCCUUUCUUAUAGUCGUCCCUUUAUCCACCCUCACCUCAUGGCAGAGGGAGUUUGAAAUCUGGGCACCAGAGAUUAACGUAGUGGUUUACAUAGGUGACCUGAUGAGCAGAAAUACGAUACGAGAAUAUGAAUGGAUUCACUGUCAGACCAAAAGGCUGAAGUUCAAUGCACUUAUAACAACAUAUGAGAUCCUCUUAAAAGAUAAGACUGUGCUGGGCAGUAUUAACUGGGCCUUUCUGGGAGUGGACGAAGCCCAUCGGUUGAAGAAUGAUGACUCUUUAUUGUAUAAAACUCUGAUUGAUUUCAAGUCCAACCAUAGGCUCCUGAUUACGGGGACCCCUCUUCAGAAUUCCCUCAAAGAGCUCUGGUCCUUGCUGCACUUUAUUAUGCCGGAGAAGUUUGAGUUCUGGGAAGAUUUUGAGGAAGACCAUGGGAAAGGGAGAGAGAAUGGCUAUCAGAGUCUUCAUAAGGUGCUAGAGCCUUUCCUUCUCCGGAGAGUGAAAAAAGAUGUGGAGAAAUCCCUUCCUGCCAAAGUGGAACAGAUUCUCAGGGUGGAGAUGUCAGCCCUUCAGAAACAGUAUUACAAAUGGAUUCUGACUAGAAAUUACAAGGCUCUUGCCAAAGGAACAAGAGGCAGCACAUCUGGUUUCCUUAAUAUUGUGAUGGAACUGAAAAAGUGCUGCAACCACUGUUAUCUCAUUAAACCUCCUGAAGAAAACGAAAGGGAAAAUGGACAGGAGAUUCUUCUGUCCUUGAUCAGGAGCAGUGGGAAGCUGAUUCUAUUAGAUAAACUGUUGACAAGACUUCGAGAAAGAGGGAACAGAGUCCUUAUCUUCUCUCAGAUGGUGAGAAUGUUGGAUAUCCUGGCUGAGUACCUGACUAUUAAGCACUAUCCUUUCCAGCGUCUGGAUGGUUCCAUCAAGGGAGAAAUCCGAAAACAGGCACUGGACCACUUCAAUGCAGAUGGGUCUGAGGACUUCUGUUUCCUGCUCUCGACACGGGCUGGUGGCCUGGGAAUCAAUUUGGCUUCAGCGGACACAGUUGUCAUCUUUGAUUCUGACUGGAACCCCCAGAACGACUUGCAGGCACAAGCCCGAGCCCACAGAAUUGGUCAGAAGAAGCAGGUAAAUAUUUACCGCUUGGUUACAAAGGGGACCGUGGAGGAAGAGAUCAUAGAACGGGCCAAAAAGAAGAUGGUAUUGGACCAUCUGGUGAUUCAGCGCAUGGAUACCACUGGCCGGACAGUUCUGGAAAACAACUCUGGAAGGUCCAAUUCAAAUCCUUUUAAUAAAGAAGAGCUGACAGCGAUUUUGAAAUUUGGAGCGGAGGAUCUCUUCAAAGAACUCGAAGGGGAGGAAUCAGAGCCUCAGGAAAUGGAUAUAGAUGAAAUUUUGCGCUUGGCUGAAACCAGAGAGAAUGAAGUCUCAACAAGUGCAACAGAUGAGCUUCUGUCACAAUUUAAGGUUGCCAACUUCGCAACAAUGGAGGAUGAAGAAGAACUAGAAGAGCGUCCUCACAAGGAGUGGGAUGAGAUCAUUCCAGAGGAGCAAAGGAAGAAAGUAGAGGAGGAAGAGCGGCAGAAAGAGCUGGAAGAAAUUUAUAUGUUGCCUCGAAUUCGGAGUUCCACUAAAAAGGCUCAGACAAAUGACAGUGACUCUGAUACUGAGUCUAAGAGGCAGGCCCAGAGAUCCUCUGCCUCUGAGAGUGAGACAGAUGACUCUGAUGACGACAAGAAGCCCAAGCGCAGAGGGCGCCCCCGAAGUGUGCGGAAGGACCUCGUGGAGGGAUUCACUGAUGCCGAGAUCCGGAGGUUCAUCAAGGCGUAUAAGAAGUUUGGUCUCCCUCUUGAACGGCUGGAGUGCAUAGCACGUGAUGCUGAGUUGGUAGAUAAGUCUGUAGCAGAUCUGAAGCGCCUAGGGGAAUUGAUUCACAACAGCUGUGUGUCAGCAAUGCAAGAAUACGAAGAGCAGCUGAAAGAAAAUGCCAGCGAGGGGAAAGGACCAGGGAAAAAGAGAGGCCCAACUAUCAAGAUAUCUGGGGUUCAGGUUAAUGUGAAAUCUAUUAUCCAACAUGAAGAAGAGUUUGAGAUGCUGCAUAAAUCUAUCCCUGUAGACCCUGAAGAAAAAAAAAAAUACUGCUUAACCUGUCGUGUCAAAGCUGCACAUUUUGAUGUCGAGUGGGGAGUAGAGGAUGAUUCUCGCCUAUUGCUGGGAAUUUAUGAACACGGCUAUGGAAACUGGGAGCUAAUUAAAACGGAUCCAGAGCUUAAGUUAACUGACAAAAUCCUGCCAGUGGAGACAGAUAAGAAGCCCCAGGGAAAGCAGCUGCAGACCCGAGCGGACUACUUGCUGAAGCUGCUCAGGAAGAGUCUGGAGAAGGAGGGGGCCGUGACGGGCGGGGAAGAGGCCAAAUUAAAGAAGCGGAAGCCUCGAGUAAAGAAGGAAAACAAAGCACCGAGGCUGAAAGAUGAGCAUGGAAUUGAGUUUUCGUCUCCUAGACACUCAGAUAAUCCAUCAGAAGAGGGAGAAGUAAAGGAUGAUGGCUUAGAAAAAAGUCCAAUGAAAAAGAAACAGAAGAAGAAAGAGAACAAGGAGAACAAGGAGAAACAAAUGAGUUCUAGGAAAGACAAGGAAGGGGACAAGGAAAGGAAGAAAUCAAAAGAUAAGAAAGAGAAGCCUAAAGGUGGUGAUGCCAAAUCUUCAAGUAAAUCAAAGCGAUCUCAGGGUCCUGUCCAUAUUACAGCAGGAAGCGAACCUGUCCCCAUUGGAGAGGAUGAGGAUGAUGAUCUGGACCAGGAGACAUUCAGCAUAUGUAAGGAGAGGAUGAGGCCUGUGAAAAAGGCACUGAAACAGUUGGAUAAACCUGACAAGGGGCUCAGUGUACAGGAACAGCUGGAGCACACCCGGAACUGCCUGCUGAAAAUCGGGGACCGGAUAGCCGAGUGCCUUAAAGCUUACUCAGACCAGGAGCACAUCAAACUGUGGAGGAGGAACCUAUGGAUUUUUGUUUCCAAGUUUACAGAAUUUGAUGCUCGAAAAUUGCAUAAGUUAUACAAGAUGGCUCACAAGAAAAGGUCUCAAGAAGAAGAGGAGCAGAAGAAGAAAGAUGAUGCGAUUGGUGGUAAAAAACCAUUUCGACCAGAGGCCUCGGGUUCAAGCCGGGAUUCCCUGAUGUCUCAGUCCCACACCCCACACAACCCUCACCCUCAGAAGCCUCAUUUGCCUGCCUCUCAUGGCCCACAGAUGCAUGGACACCCAAGAGAUAACUAUAGUCACCCCAACAAGAGACACUUCAGUAAUGCAGAUCGAGGCGACUGGCAGAGGGAAAGAAAGUUCAACUAUGGUGGUGGCAAUAACAAUCCACCCUGGGGUGGUGACAGGCACCAUCAGUAUGAGCAGCACUGGUACAAGGACCACCAUUACGGGGACCGGCGACACAUGGACGCCCACCGUUCAGGGAGCUACCGACCCAACAACCUGUCCAGAAAGAGACCUUAUGACCAGUACAGCAGUGACCGAGACCACCGGGGACACAGGGAUUAUUAUGACCGGCACCAUCACGACUCCAAACGGAGGCGAUCCGAUGAAUUCAGGCCUCAAAAUUACCACCAGCAGGAUUUCCGACGAAUGUCUGAUCACCGCCCCCCUAUGGGCUACCACGGCCAGGGACCCUCGGACCAUCACCGCUCUUUCCACACAGACAAAUUGGGGGAGUAUAAACAGCCCCUUCCCCCGCUGCACCCCGCAGUCUCAGAUCCUCGCUCGCCCCCGUCUCAGAAAUCUCCUCACGAUUCCAAGUCACCCCUGGAUCAUCGGUCUCCUUUGGAGAGAUCACUAGAACAGAAAAACAACCCAGAUUAUAACUGGAAUGUUAGAAAAACAUAAAGGACAGCUUGGAAAGAAGGGGAGUGCAAGAGUCAUUAAGCACCUGGAUGUUUUUGGUCUGAUCCACAGGAGCCAGUUACCUAGACCAGUGAUGGCGUUUCUGGACACGCUGCUGCUGUCAGCUCGCCGCUGAAGGAGCACUUCAGGGAGUGGGGGGCCUUUCGCUCGGUCCAGCUUUGAUUUGGGUCACCACUCCCGCACUUGGGCACCCCAUCCCAUUCCAGCCUUGUCCUGGCCUCCCACUUUGAUGGGUGCUAGGAGGAAGAGGUGACGUUUUGUCUACCAGCUUCACGGGCUGUUCCCCAGUGAAGGAAGAAAGGAUCUUAGAGUCGUGAAUGUUUUAUCACCAGGGCUGGCGCGCCCUGGACCUCGGCGCGUGGUCGGGGAAGGCGCGUGUGCACGAAGGCUGCUGGGACCUGCUGGACAGCACGGGGUUUGGUUCACCAUGACGUGACAGAUGCUGCUGUUGGGGAGCGGGGCGCGGGGGCGAGCGGGUGGGGUCUCGCAUCAUAGGACUUGAAGGGGAGCAGGUACCCCCCUCAAACGUGUUCUUGGGAGAAGUGACACUCGGCCUCAUCAUGUGACACCUGUGGUGCUGGGGGCGUGGGGGACUGAGGGGGAAACACUUCCACAGCGGCCGCUUCCUCACCAACACUAAGUUUUCCCACACUGUACAUUUCAAAGGUUUGGUCUCCCAGGUGGGCCUCGCUUGCCCCCUGUGCCAGGGAAAGUAGGGCCUGUGCAGCUGACUUCUGAGGACUGUGAGUCAGGCAGCAUUGAAGUGGGCGUGGGUCCUGUUUGGUUGGGCGUGGGCUGCAUGCAGGGCAGGCGGGGCGAGGGCUGGGUGUGUGUGGCCAGGGCACGGGAAUCCCUGGUGGAUUCCGAUUCCUGGGAUGAGCGGUAACGGUCCUGGGCCUGGCGAGGAGGGGGCUGAGGGAGCAGGCCUGCUGACGAGCUGGUUGCUGGCAGCACCAGGGCGGGCUGCUGGGGAGGGGCGGACGGGUUUCCCAGCCUGGGGGGUGGUAGUGCGGCAAGUUGGGGAGGGCCAGCGUGGCAGCUGGUCACCAUCCGCAGCUGCGUCGGAGUUGCCUUCGCCCAGCUUGAAGAGGUAAGAUUCCGCAGAGUCACACAUCUCCUGCCGCUCAUGUGGUGGGUGGACAGACACAAGUUGCCUGUGGUGAACACGUUUCCACUGCUAGUUGGAGAUCAUUAGAAUUGAACUCAGUAUCUUUUAGAAUGAAAUCAAGUUAAGUGUAAACCUCAGUUCAUUUUUUUUUUUUUUCCAAAACAGGAAA